AUGGCUAGUUUUAAAGGACAAGAAAUUGGGAGUGUGAUCUCCAACAUAGAGGAUUUAGAAAAAGGUGCUCAGAUUGCAACUAGUACUCUCCAAAGCCAUGCUAAUGAUAUUCGUGCAAACAGAGUCAAUUGGCAGUCCUACCUGCAGGGUCAGAUGAUAUCGCAGGAGGACUAUUUAUUUGUAUCCAAGUUUGACCAAGCAAAUAUGGAUGUGAAGAAGAGAAUGUUGCAAGAGAAUCCAUUGCAGUUUGCCAAGACUUUUAUAAAUUUGAUGAAUCACAUUGCAAAAGACCAAACAUUGCAGUAUGUGUUGACUGUUGUAGAUGAUGUCCUCAAGGAAGACAAGUCUUAUGUGGAAAUUUUCCGUGAUUAUGCCCGCAAAAAUAGAGAAUCGGUCUGGACACCAUUCCUUCACCUUUUGAAUAGAAGUGAUAGAUUUAUUGUCAGUCAGACAAGUCGUAUCAUUGCAAAAAUUGCUUGCUGGGGCAAAGAACCAAUGGAUAGAAAUGAUCUUGAGUUUUAUCUCAAUUGGCUCAAGGAUCAACUCAAACUGCCUAAUAAUGAAUACCUGCAAACUGCUGCCCGUUGUCUUCAAAUGAUGCUGAGAAUAGAAGUCUACAGAAAAGCUUUUGUGAAUGUUGAUGGUAUUUCUACCAUUGUCACUGUGUUGGCAGGGAGUAAAGUUGGCUUCCAGAUUCAAUAUCAACUUAUCUUUUGUUUGUGGUCUUUAUCAUUCAGUCCUCCACUUGCUGAGAAAAUGAACAAGUAUAAUAUCAUUGAGAUAUUAUCUGACAUCCUCAGUGAAUCUGUGAAAGAGAAAGUCAGCCGUAUUAUUUUAUCUACAUUCCGAAAUCUGCUUAUAAAACCAACUGACAGUGAAAUAAUUCAGGAGCAUGCUUUGGCCAUGGUUCAGUGCAAAGUUCUGAAACAGUUGGAAUUGAUUGAAGCAAGAAAACAUGAAGAUCCAGAAUUUGAGGAUGAUCUUAAAAUGUUACAAGAGAAACUUUUAGAAUCUGUACAAGAUCUAAGUUCAUUUGAUGAAUAUUCAAAUGAGGUGAAAUCUGGUCGUCUUGAGUGGAGCCCUGUACACAGAUCAGAUCGUUUUUGGAGAGAGAAUGCUAUGCGUCUUAAUGAAAAGAAUUAUGAACUUUUAAAAAUCCUGGUUAGAUUGUUGGAAAGCAGCAAGGAUCCUCUUAUCUUGUCUGUAGCGGCUCAUGAUUUUGGUGAAUACGUUCGUUAUUAUCCUCGAGGCAAAAAUGUGAUUGAAAAACUUGGUGCCAAACAACUGGUGAUGCAGUACCUCACUCAUGAAGAUCCUAACGUGCGUUAUGAAGCCCUUAUUGCUGUGCAAAAACUCAUGGUUCACAACUGGGAAUACCUGGGCAAACAACUUGAAGGAAAAGAGCCUGUGAAAGCUCAGCCUGGAAUGGCAGCUGUGAAGGGUUGA
This is a messenger RNA of Acanthosepion pharaonis, 1446 nucleotides long. The record is from the annotation of a GenBank genome assembly. Lineage: Eukaryota; Metazoa; Mollusca; Cephalopoda; Sepiida; Sepiidae.